Messenger RNA from Zeugodacus cucurbitae (melon fly), 891 nucleotides. Its product is annotated as serine protease SP24D. Bases 44 to 835 code for a protein of 263 amino acids. Gene Ontology annotation, biological process: proteolysis. Gene Ontology annotation, molecular function: serine-type endopeptidase activity. Lineage: Eukaryota; Metazoa; Arthropoda; Insecta; Diptera; Tephritidae. The record is from RefSeq and is a predicted model, not a curated record. The transcript is spliced from 2 exons.
UUGCAAUGGAAAAUCAAAGUCGUUCUAAGCGUCUCAAGUCGUCAUGGGAUCUCAAAGUUUCUACGCAAAGUUGUUCGUACUCGUUUGCUUGGUGGUCGAGGCCAUACAAAGUGAAGCAGGAGCAGUUAGACCAAAUCCACGUAUCGCUAACGGAAUUACUGCUGCACCGGGUCAAUUUCCAUCUACGGUAUCCGUACGUGUAGGCGGUGCGCAUAGUUGUGGUGGUGCUCUGAUCUCUCAAAAUUUUGUUGUAACUGCAGCACAUUGUGUAGCCAGUAUUCCAGCAUCAUUCCUUUCUGUACAAGCUGGUACUGUUAAUCGCUCGGAAGCGGGUGUUAUUGCUGGUGUAACGAAAGUAAUUCCGCAUCCCGACUACUAUUACGAUAAUGAUAUUGCAUUGCUUGAGUUAGAUACUGCUCUGAACUAUAGCGAUGUCGUACAACCAAUAUCUCUCGGUAGACUUGAAGUACCCUCUGGCGAACAGAUUACUAUUACUGGUUGGGGUCGCACACGAGAUGGCAGUCCACUUUCGGAAGUAUUACAGUACAGCCGCCGUUUGACAGCUUUAAGCAAUGAACAAUGUGCACGUUUAGUCGGUAUCCUUAAUCCGGGCGUACAAUGUAUUUCCAAGGCAGAAGACAAAGGUUUCUGCGAUGGCGAUGAUGGUGGUCCGGCUAUAUAUAAAGGCGUUCUAAUUGGCGUCGCAAGUUAUUAUACCGACGGCUGUGGCUCUACUAGACCAGAUGGCUUUACCAAGAUAUCAUAUUACAGGAGUUGGUUACAAGAAACAAUUACUCCAACUGCUCCAGUGAACACCAACGUGGUCGGUGUAUAAACUGUAUAAACUGUUUAUAAACAAAAUAAAGCACAACUGUAAUUCAAGCAUUUAAA